Salvelinus sp. IW2-2015 is the source of this 3595-nucleotide messenger RNA. It is a transcript of the gene chst11, whose product is annotated as carbohydrate (chondroitin 4) sulfotransferase 11. Gene Ontology annotation, biological process: carbohydrate biosynthetic process; proteoglycan biosynthetic process. Lineage: Eukaryota; Metazoa; Chordata; Actinopteri; Salmoniformes; Salmonidae. Gene Ontology annotation, cellular component: membrane. The record is from RefSeq and is a predicted model, not a curated record. Gene Ontology annotation, molecular function: sulfotransferase activity.
CCCUCUCUCUCUCUCCCCCCCCAGUCUGAGUUUUCCAGUGUCGCCAUCCUCCACCAGGCCAGGAGAGACCAUGUAGCUGAGUCAUGUCGGGCCCACAGUGCAUCCAGCCGCAAGCGCCGGGUCCUGACCCCCGGUGACCUCAAACACCUGGUGGUGGAUGAGGAGCAUGAGCUCAUCUACUGCUAUGUCCCCAAGGUGGCCUGCAGCAACUGGAAACGCGUCAUGAUGGUCCUCACGGGACGCGGCAAGUACAGUGACCCUAUGGAGAUCCCUUCCAACGAGGCCCACGUCCCGUCCAACCUGAAAUAUCUGAACCAGUACAGCAUCGCUGAGAUCAACCACCGCCUCAAGAGCUACCUCAAGUUCCUGUUCGUCCGGGAGCCCUUCGAGAGGCUCGUCUCCGCUUACCGCAACAAGUUCACCCUCAAGUACAACUCCUCCUUCCACCGCCGCUUCGGCACCAAGAUCGUCCGCCGCUACCGCAAGGACGCCACGCAGGAGGCGCUGCUCARCGGCGCCGACGUCAAGUUCCGGGAGUUCGCCGAGUAUCUUGUCGACCCGGCCACSCAACGCGACGGCCCRCUCAACGAGCACUGGCAGACGGUGUACCAGCUGUGCCACCCCUGUCACAUCCACUAUGACCUGGURGGCAAGUACGAAACCCUGGAGGAAGACGCCAACUACGUUCUGCGGCUGGCGGGGGUGGGCGAGUCGCUGCGCUUCCCGACCUACGCCAAGUCCACCCGCACCACAGACAGCAUGACGGCCCAGUUCUUCAGCAACAUCAGCUCCCAGCAGCACAGCCAGCUCUUCCAGCUGUAUAAACUGGACUUCCUCAUGUUCAACUAUUCCACGCCAAGCUAUCUGCGACUGGACUAACGACUAGAGGACCAGGACAUGACUAGCCAGCUGGGACUCUGGGCACGAUCCACUUUUAUUAAGAGAAGAAAAAAAGAACAGAGAAAGAAGAGAAUAGAUAUUUUUGCGGAAGCUUUAUUCAAAAACUGUCGUAGCUGUUUCUGGGGGGUGAACAGGAAGGACUGAGGUGAAUGGGAGGGACAGAGAUUGAGGAAAGGUGCUGGAUCCGAUUUGACGUGAAAGAUUCUUGGUUAUCCAAUCAGCAUUGUCCUGAAGGUGAAAAAGGAGGAAGUGGAGAUCCUAUAGCAUCAGAAUGCAGGGUUCGGGUGGAGCUGAUGUCAGAGGUUUUCUAAGAGGGGACAGAGGAGAGAAGCAGGACUCCUGGAGAGUGGUCGAUGUGUGUUCUGUAUGUACAUGAGGUGGGACUCUUGACCAAUUAGGCUGCUUUGGAAUCUGCACAGCAAACGGUGGCCUCGCAUGCACGUGCUCUGGCCCCAAAGCAUCAUGGGAGCUGAGCUUAUUUUAUAACGAACAAUAACGAAACUCCGUCAAAUUGUAAAACACACCCAUGUCCUUCAGUGUGCUGUAUCCUGGGUGUGUUUGAUAGCACCCACCAAUUAUACAUUUGAUAAGUAAACUGGCUCUUGGCUCCACCUCAAGCCCUCCUCAUUAUAGCUGGCUAUGAAUUUUGCUCUAAAAACCUCUAGAACCAUCAGGCGUAAACAGUGGAGCUACAAUUUACAGCCAACUGCUCUAAAGUAGUAGCUAUGCUGUCAGGAUCGCCAUCGUCAUAGGUGAAAAGAACUCCUGAAUCCUGAGGUUUGCCAGGUGAGGCCUCAGACUCCCACAGCAGGAUCUGAAAAGGCGGCCAUUUUAGAAAGACACUGAGCACCCUCGAGGCUUUGAGCCACAGGAAGUGGUCAGAAGGAGUGAUUGACAGGUGUUAGGUGCCUCCCACUGACCCAGAGAGGAACUGAAGAAGAGAUGGCCCGUGUGGCUGUGAAAGGGUUUAAGGGACAUGAUCUCAUAAAUCUGCCCACACCACGCCCCAAAACCAGGGAGGGCCAUAACCCUGCCUACGGGCCAUGCCCCCCACGACGACCAAUGUUUUCAUCAGACAAUAAAACCAAGACAAUGCUGCGAGCAGCAAUAAAAAAUAUAAUUUAAAUUACUUUUACUGUCGGGGGUGGGUGUGGUGGAUGAGAGAGAGGAAGAUUUUAAUAUUUUUUUUCUUGGCAGAUUUUUUUUAAAGAUAAAAUUGUUUUUAUGAGUUUUGUUUUUCAUGUUUUUUGUCCUGAGUUGCCUCCGGUACACUGUUAAUGGUAACAUUUUAAUUGUCUUCCUUUUUCCCGAAGGGCGUACAAUACAAUAAAGUUAGGUCCAUGGCUUUGGUUUCUCUGUGCGUGAGAACUGGGAUAUCCCAUGGGAUUUAGAGUUAUUCCCUCUCUCCCCCUUAGUCAACUGAGUCUGGUGCCAAAGGGUUGGAACACUGCCAAUGACAGAAAGGGACAGUCAACUCAACUCAUCAGUACUUUUCGGUACAUACAAUAAUUUACAAAACAUUUACAAUCCUGUGAUUGAAAACAAACUUUAGCAUGAAAAAAGUAUUCUACAUACAUAUCUACAGUGCAGACUACUGCUCAGAAUCAGAAACAACAGCAGUGGUUGACUUCAUAAUAAUCGAUAAUAGAACCGUCUACCUUUGAGUCUGGCGGUGAAAGUCAGGUUCGUGUCCGCACUCCUCAGGUGAAAGUGCGGUGUAAUCAUUACUCUGUGUAGUCUAUGGGAUCACAGAGAGUCGUAUACACAGUGCAGGAGUGGGCGACGGAGGGAGAGAGAAGGCCACCUAAUUAGCCAAGCUGGGAGGGAGGGAGUCCUCUUUAUUCUUUACACCCCUUUGUCAUUCUUCCUCCAUUCAGGCUUCAAAGAGAGAGGGACGUUUAAGUUGUGUAUUUUUAUGUUGCUAGGUCUGAGCAGAAGUAACAGCAGCACAGAGGAAAUGAUCACUACUAUAUUCAUCUGUACCUCUGACCGUUAGUUUAGACAGGCGUGGUGACUAAUGACAGGCUCACCUCAUUUUGUCAUAGCUUCUAAAAUAUUGGUGGCAGUUGUGGUGUGUUUGCAUGUAUGUGUCGUUAUAAUUAGCAAACGGUUUGGAGGAACAAGGCCCUUCACAUAGCCCUCUGAUAAAGAGGAAGGCUAUUGGUUUGGCCUACAUCUCCGACCCCAUCCACUUACAGAAACAAUGGGAGCAUUCUGAGCUCUCACACACACACACACACACACACACCCGCUGAUGUUGAUGCCACGCAGCCUCUUACUCAGCAGCUGUACUCUAGUGAGGGUUGGUAAGUGAGGUACGGAGGGAGAGGGGGAUGGUUGGGUAUGGACACAUUUAAAACACCACACACUCAGCUUAUCUCUAACUGCCUAUUUAACCUCCAAAAUGAGACACUUAACGCAAAGGCUUCACAACUCUGCAAACAGUUAUGGAGUCCUCUCCUCUUUACUCCAACCUCUCUCUCAAAAUGGCCCCAUAUAAAAACAGAAGUGGGUUUUUGGACAGUGUCAGUGAUCUCUACCCUCACAACAGGAAAAGGGCAGGCUUCUUAUACAAACAGAGCUGUUAAAAUCCCACAGAGGCCCAGCCUAACGAUCCCUGUGGAAAUUCUGACCUGAUUCAAAAAAUAUAUAUAUUCUCCAUUCUUAUUCCAUAUCCUAGCUCACUCUACCUAUA